AUGAUACUAGACUGCCUCGAGGACCGCAACUAUGCGGAUGUGUCACUGUCUCCGAAGUCGCGGUUCGUCUUGAACAGGGCCAUUAUGAUGGCGGAGGCCGCGUCGAGGCAGAGUGGACACCCAGAGCCUGGGGCGUGGCUUAUGUGCGGCCCUCGAUAUACCAGGACAGGUAUAUACGACAUGGUCAUCAUGAGAAGCUGCGAUGAUCCCGAGGACGAGCAGUCGAUGCAGAAGAAGAUUGACAAGGAGAUGAGGCAUCAGCGCAAGUAUGAGAGCCCAGAAGGAUCUGUAGCCUUGGUAGGCUAUGGUCCCCGCAGCGAGGACGAGGCCGCCAUCGAGUCCGUGGACGAGGAGCCCAUGGAUGAGUGUACGGAGUACUUGGGAAAUGAUGGUGGCAGCUUAGCGGAUUUUAUGCAACAUCUGGCUUGUGAGCUGGAUGCAGCUGUCGACUAUACGAAUAUUACCCACCGCAUUAUCUACAAGGCUCUAAAUGCUUGCCACCUGGUAGAUAUUAAGAGCGAUGAUUCGGUAUGGGUAACUGCGAAGUCAGUCUUCGUGUGGAAAGGAUGUUCUGGAUAUUUCAGGGUCCGUGGAACGCUUGAUAUAAUCAAGACUGUCAUCGCCACAUCAGACCAUCUCCAUAGAGACAUCAAGCCAAUUGCCUUGGGCUCUCCCAUGAACCUCACCAAGCCAUUGCCUCUCCCACCACAACCUCCCCCAACGAUGCAAGGAUUUGUCAUAUCACCGAAUAUGCAAUCAUGCAACCUUGUUUACCACACCAACAGCGUCCUCAGCAAGAAAUAA
This is a messenger RNA of Clonostachys byssicola, 804 nucleotides long. NCBI's taxonomy places the organism in Eukaryota, Fungi, Ascomycota, Sordariomycetes, Hypocreales, Bionectriaceae. The record is from the annotation of a GenBank genome assembly.